This is a messenger RNA of Rhipicephalus sanguineus (brown dog tick), 865 nucleotides long. RefSeq lists its product as uncharacterized. The record is from RefSeq and is a predicted model, not a curated record. The coding region runs from base 74 to 856 and encodes 260 amino acids. Lineage: Eukaryota; Metazoa; Arthropoda; Arachnida; Ixodida; Ixodidae. The transcript is spliced from 9 exons. Gene Ontology annotation, molecular function: amine binding. Gene Ontology annotation, biological process: symbiont-mediated perturbation of host defenses.
CUCGCCCCUCCUCAUUUCUUCCUUUAAGCGUGGACACCUUGGACACAAUAAGUAAAACAAAGAACAAAGCAAUAUGGACGUCCUGAGGUUUGGCGUAGUCAUGGCGCUUUUAUACCCCGAGUCGCUCGCCGUACUCUUUUGCGCACAACCGCACGACCGCAGGUAUUACUGCCAUUGGGCAGGCCAAGAUUAUGCUAAUGUCUGCCCGCAGAUGGGACCUAAACGUUGCAAAGAAAGAGGUGAACUCAUCUGCAUCUGCCAAGAUGGUUACUGGCGGCGGCGCUAUGACAGACAGUGCGGCAGAUGGAGAGACUGCGCGAAGAGGGAAAUUAAACAUCUUUUGCUGGUAUGUGUACGUGAAACCCUCUACCUGGUAGGAGCAUCCGAGAGCAUUGUUGAUCCAAAGAAGUUCAAGUGCUUCAACUCGACAAUAACUGAAAUGUACGGUAAGGGAUGUAUCCGCAACUUCAAUUUCCUGGAGAAAACUGGAGCAAAGUCGGUGACGAAGAAAAACGAAGAAACAACAUGGUCACGCAGGAAUUAUACACUAUACUUGAAACCUGUAAUGUGGCGGAGACAGAUAACCAUUCAGCUCAACGCGAUGGGAUCGGAAUAUCUCCCUUACUACGUCGAGCAUUAUUACCCAAUUCUGCACGCUAAUUCCAAAUGCAUCAUUACCGGGCUAUUACCACCGGAUCAACAAAAAACGGACUGCACUUAUUGGGUUACGGAGAACGAUAUUACAAAGCGGAAUGCAGACUGCGACUGGAUAUUCCAAAAUUACUGUAAUUCGCCUAACAUUAUUUUCAACUCAACCAGAUUAGCAGAUUGUAACUUCCGUAUUCCGCCUAAAUAAAACCGUAUG